AGGUUCCAGUGUUUCAAAGCAGCUUGGGUGACAACAGUUCUUCACCAAGGUUUCAAGUUUCCCCAGAACUACAGCAACCUACGCUCCGCCUUUUAUAUCGGCGACAAAGAAGUUCAAUGGACACUAGGAGCGAUCCUCUAUCGAACAAGGUUCCUGCCUCUAAGGUACGUUAUUUAUCGCAGGUUAAUGGGGCUCAUGAGAGCUCUAGGAAUUAAUUGCCUUGUUGCCGAUAAACUGUAACGGUAAAAAAAUGACACGCAAAGGGAAAAAAAUUUGAACCCUUUAACAGAAGUCAUUAGCAGUUUGGUUCUUCGGUUUAGCCGGCGGUUAAGCUCAUUUUAAAAUUACUCGUUUUAGCCGUUUAUCUCAGCUUCUUUGUUGGUUUUUGGUCACUUUUUAUUGCAGUUUCGAAGAUUUAUCGAUUUUGGGGGCCGGUUUUGCACCUUUCUCCUCGAGCAUCGUCCAUGAACUCAUUAAACUAAAGAGAGGAAGUUCGAUACUCUGGCUUCAUGGCCAGUAAAUGCCGUGUUUUUAUUUUUGUUUUGUUUUUGUCCUAUAAUGGCUGGAAGUUUAUAUUUGAAUGUCGUGCGUUUAUUUGCCUCUAACACUUAAUUAGCUAAGUAAAACAUCAAGAAUAACAUUGAACCGCAACAGCUGUCCCCCCUCCGUCUCCCCCAGUCUCUCACACCACGUGACAUUGUUCUAAUCCAAUCGAUCUUUACAUGCGUGCAAAGAUGGCGGAUAUGGUCAGUAUGGCAUUUGACCACAUAUAUUUUUCAUUUCUAGGGACGUCCAAUUGCAUUCACAGUACAAAAGUUCAUAUCACGCCCUUUGGAGUUACGUGAGUGAACUACAGUUCCGUAUCAUAUUCUUGGUGUGCAGUGUCACAGUUUUGGCCGCCAUCUUGCUGUACUGUAGGCGGCUACGGCGCAUGAGCAGUACGUCAAGCUUGUGGCAGUACAACUCGUCUCCAGUCCUCUACAAUGUUGAUGUAAUACCCAGCACAGAUAAGAUUCCUGUGAGAUGA
This is a messenger RNA of Porites evermanni, 1027 nucleotides long. The record is from the annotation of a GenBank genome assembly. NCBI's taxonomy places the organism in Eukaryota, Metazoa, Cnidaria, Anthozoa, Scleractinia, Poritidae.